AUGAAACUUCCAAGUGGUCGUCUCUGCAAAAGACCAGUCAACCUGUUGGUCCCGCUGGAGCUAGAAGAGCACAUCGAGCCUGGAAAAGAAGCAAACGAGCGUAGCCAGGCUGCUGACGCUAAGCGAUAUAACCUUCGCCCACGACGGAAAGUCAGCUACAAGGAGGAUAGCGGGCACGCAGCCGCAGUCACUUCGUCAAUCAGUAGAUCAAUCGCGACAUCGACUCUUUUCGUCUGCUUGACAAUGCUCCUAAUAAUACCAGGAGCCCUAUCCUUAUCUCCAACAGCAACCAUAUCGGGCGGACAGCUAACGUGUAUCGAAGGAGGCGUAUCCAUUAUUACACGACAGAUACGUAGCUUCGAACUUUGCGUUGAGGGAAUCUGCCAAGUAUCAAACAAUCCCCGGGACAACGAAACGAUUCUCUUUCCUCCAGAAGUGCUAUUACAUAAACAUCAUGUGCAACUGAAACUGUCUGACGGACAAAACAUAACAGUACUGGAAACAUCCUGUCCGGAAGUGGCAUUUUGUGAACAUGUCCGUUGUUGGUUGUGUACUGCCAACAUUUUCAAUCCCCAGUGUUCACCAAGAACGGCCAUCGCAGGGAUCGCUAUAAUCGUUUACAUCGCCAUCGCUCUUCUCUACGCCUUGUGCUACGUCCCACUCGUUAUAGGGAAACCGUUCCGUAUCGGGGGUAGGAUAGCGUGGUCAAUCUGCAGAGGCUUCUGUUGGUGUUUAAGGAGGAUCCGUAGGUGGCAAGGACAUCGCAGAAGAAGAUUUGACGUCGAAACAUUGCUACGCGCACCACUCAUCGCAGCUGCUAUGGUCAUCAUCGUUGCUUCAGCCACCUUGGCUUGCCAGGACAUCAACGUGUUCUCAAGCGAAAACUCCAUCUGCACAAUUUCAUCAAAGGGUAAAAAGGAAUGCUCACUGGAAACCACAGAGAUCGUCAAAAUCAACAGUUUCAGCAGAGAGGGUUGCAUUCGACUUUUCGACAACAGCACGGUGCAGAAAGAAAUUCGGAUCCAGUGGAAAGGAGUACGGUUAACCUGCCAGAAAACAAACGCAUUUUUCACCAGGAGUACAAGCCAGCGCACAAUCGACUCCAAGCGCUGCUCACAUUCUGGCUCAUGCGUCGCAAGUAAAUGUGAGUCAAUCAAAACCACAUCGCUGAUACCAGAAUUGAGUCAAGGCAACCAGUAUCCUGGAAUCACCAGAUGUGUAGAAAGCUGCGGAGGGCCCGGGUGUGGAUGCUUCUACCUCAGCAGCGGAUGUCUCUUCUAUCGCAUUUUUCACGUUCCAGUAGACGAGAAAGUGUAUGAACUCUUCAAAUGUUCGAUAUGGAAGGAAGAGGUGCUCCUAGAUGUUACAGUCAUCUCACACAAGCACAAGACCAUUACAAAUAGGACCACAGCGGUGAAACCAACGACGGAAAAGACUUCGCGAUAUGGAACCAAAAACAAGCACCUUCAUCUUCAAUGCGACUCAGAGGAAUCGGCUAGGACACUGAACUGCACCGCCACCACUUCGUGCAAUUGCGAUCCUGCCGAAAAUAAGGUGAAGUGUCUGUGCCAGGACGUCAACAUAACAGAGUCCUUCACGAAAGAGAUCGGAAGUCGUUUCCCUAUCAGACGACCAUGGAUAACCUUCACAGCGGAUACCACCAAAAAAGUAACAGCUCACAUUCCAUCACUAGUGGCCGCUGAAGUAUUCGUGCAGCUACGUGAGAAAUUUGAGAGGACGGUGAAGGUCGUCACAGACGAAAGAUGCAUGGUUCCAAAUUCUGUAGCAAAAGGAUGUUACCGAUGCCUCCAGGGAGCAGAGGCAGAAAUCUACUGCACAACAGACGGAAACUCAACCAUGGCCACAGUUCAAUGUGACGAAGAAUACUUCACGAUCCCAUGUACUCCGAGCGGAGCGACGACAAUAUGGCGUUUCAGCCAUCCGUCCGCCAAAGUAAAAAAGGAAUGUCAGGUUUCGUGCGGCAGUACAACCACCCGAUUUGAGAUAACGGGAAUACUUCAGUGGGUGCGCACCCUUAGUGGUGCCGCCGCUCGUAUCGCUCAGGGAGAGAGUAACGUAUACAACGAGAUGAUACUACCAGAUUUCAGCCAUAUCUUUGACGUCAUACUGCACUGGUACAAAACGCUGCUAUCAACAGUAGUACUAGUUGCUCUAGCUCUGAUCGUCGGAUAUAUACUACUAUGGACGUGCGGACUCCGCGUCUUGAUCCAGUUAAUACGUACUCCAUUCCGACUCAUGAGCCGAAUUAUCAAAAUCGUUACCAAAUCGAAGCCUAAUCAGCAGCGUUUGCCCCAGGCCAACCCUCGAAGCCGUCCCCAACCCCCACCCCUCCCCACCCGAAACCCGUCUUCCUCGUCAAAAACCAGCACAGAAACGUCUGAAUGUGCUACGUCGAAAAGAAAACUGGGUGGACCUCAGUCUUCAGGAGAGGAAGAUCUCCUCUUCAAAAAAGGACAUGCAUCCGGCACGUUCCUCAAAGAUCUUCUGCACCAAGGAGGUCGCAUCCUAUUGCAUGCGGCCAGCAAAGUGGAUCAGCUAGCUCCAGCUGUUGUCCCUUCACAUGAGGCAAUACAACAUCUCCAGCAGCUAGAGCAGCAGAUAAAAAAUCAACAGGAACAAAUCACCCAGAUGCAGAAUGCCGUAGAAGCGAAAAUGGAAAAGCUCCUUACAAAGACGGAAUCCUUGAUUACCCGUGUUUCGGAAAUGGAGAAGAACAAUACAAGGACCGAAGACAUGAACACGCUCGCAAAGACAAUUUGUGAAGACCUUUUCAAAAGACUGCAGAACUUCUUCGAGUCGAAAAACGCGCACAGUGCUUUAUGCCAACCGUCCACCGAGCGGAGUAGCCGCAUCCAAUCGGACGUCCCAAAACAACACGCGCCGGCCGAGCCCCUCCCAGAGGAGGAAAGAAUCAAACGGCAACUAAGAGAAACGGAGCGAGAAUUAGAAACAGUUGAGAAGGAGCUCGUUGGAGUCAGGAACGCGAUUGAGGCGGAAUGGGAGCCGGACGACGAUGAGAAAGAGGUAUCGCACGAGAGAUUGGAUCGUCUCAGGGAAAGAAAAUACCGUCUCCAAGCUAAUAAAGCGCGACUCGAGCAGGAAAGAAGACAGUUGCAUGGCCGAUUGGAAAAGGAACGUAGACAGAAGCACAGCAAUCCGGAAAACGAGACAAGGCAAAAGGACAACAAUCGAGGAGUCAAACGUAGCAGGACACAGGAACAUCAGAUGGAACGUAAAGACGACAGGAAUCGACCGCGUAGCAGGGAUCAGACGGAGGAAGACGGUGCACAACGUGAUCGGAACAGACACGCAAGAGAUCGCAGCAAACGAAGAGAGAGGCGCACAGAGGACAGUCGAGACGAUGAGUCACGCGAGAGCAAAAGGCGACGCGACGGAGAAGCUGACAAGAGGCAGGGAAGACAGCGAGCGGACACUGACCACACCUCACCCGAACAUGUCCCGUCCGACUGCACUACAGCUGACCACAGCGAGAGCUGUUAA
Cooperia oncophora is the source of this 3522-nucleotide messenger RNA. The record is from the annotation of a GenBank genome assembly. Lineage: Eukaryota; Metazoa; Nematoda; Chromadorea; Rhabditida; Trichostrongylidae.